This is a messenger RNA of Silurus meridionalis, 2487 nucleotides long. RefSeq names its product protein shisa-2 homolog. The record is from RefSeq and is a predicted model, not a curated record. Bases 1074 to 1943 code for a protein of 289 amino acids. The transcript has 3 exons. NCBI's taxonomy places the organism in Eukaryota, Metazoa, Chordata, Actinopteri, Siluriformes, Siluridae.
CUCUAUGUAAGGCAAAGCAUUCAGUCUUUCAGACCCACAGCUUCGAUGAUCAAAGAUGGCAGUUCCAAGCUCAGAAUUUUAUCAGUGGCUAAACAUCACUCACACACCCCUGCACAUUUUAAUGCCCCAAAUAAAUGAAUGAGAAAAUAUUUGCCACUAAAUGCCCCAGUAAUGAAUUCCCUGAUGGCUCCUAAAGAAGCUCAUGCAAAAGCUGCCCCCUGAUCACCACAUGGAGGUCUGAAGAGGACAGCUUCCACACAGGACUAUCCAAUGACACUUGUUAACUCUGGCAACUGGCAGAGCUGUAAAAAAAAUCUAAAAAAAAAAAAAAAAAAAAAAGGUGGUGAGGGCUAGAGUGCGCAUGCGCAGAGGCCAACCUCCUGUCCUGGGCACCGUGUCAGAAAUACCUUCAGACCAUCAAUGAGCUGCUCCAAGCUUGGAGAACAGCCGGAGAACCUUCUGUUGCUGGAAGAUGACACUUGAGAAGUUAGUGGUGGAUUUAAGAGGACUUGAGGGAAGGUAGAAAAAGAUCUCAGUGGAUUGGAGAAACUAAAGUGGAGUGGUGUAAAGAAAAAGGGGGGAUUUGGUAAGAACGCGCGCGGAGUUUGAGUGGGUACAUUACACACCAGGAGUCCGUGUUGGGUUCGCUGUGUCUCGGGGGGAAGACAUUUGAGAAGCGCGUAUUGGAGGACACACACACACACACACACACACACACACACACACACACCUCAGCAGUUUGCAGCUAUGGAUGGAUGCACAACUUUUUGCCAGAAGUUUUGAACACUGGAUUUUCUUUGUUUAAUGCUUUAUUACUAAAAAAAAAAAAAAAAAAAAAACACCAUCUUGAAGAUGCGGCAGGCUUUUAUCCAGACUCAUGCCAACCUGCUGGAAGUCUCAUGACACAUCUUGUGGAUCUACUGAUUUGGAUAAACCCGCAGUGUGUUUACGGAUCUAGAAAUUUUUUACCUCUCCGACAAAUGACCGACACUUUUGUAAAGUUCUGUCUUAGCGUCCUGAUCAAUCCUUCAGCAGAUCACCAAGUUCUUCUGUAAAGCCGUAACUGCGGCAGCAUGCGCAACGCGCCGGGGUUCCCCAUGGUCCUGGCGGUACUCCUGACCAUGUUAACGGUGAUGGACGUGAAGGCGAGCGGGGAGUACUGCCACGGCUGGCGGGAUCCGCAGGGCGCAUGGAGGGACGGCUUCCAGUGCCCUGAGCGCUACGACGCCGCCGAGGCGAUCAUCUGCUGCGGCAAGUGCGAGCUGCGUUACUGCUGCUCCAGCACCGAGGCGAGGCUCGACCAGGGCACCUGUGACAACGACAAGAGGGGCAAAGAGGAGCCGGGGGCGGGCCACGAGGAGGGCAAAAACUCCGGCGCAGUGCCCAUCUACGUGCCUUUCCUGAUCGUUGGGUCGGUCUUCGUGGCGUUCGUCUUGCUCGGCUCAGUGGUCGCUGUAUGCUGCUGCCGUUGCCUUCGACCCAAACAAGAGCCUGCUUCCGGUGGACGUCUCCUGGAAUCCAUCCCAAUGAUGACCUCAAGGGGCUCCUCCUCCCGCCAGUCGAGCACAGCCACCUCGUCCAGCUCUUCAGCCCCACCUGCCACCACUCGCCCUAUCCCCGGUCCUGCUCCCGCCCCCAUGUUGCGCGCACAGGCCUCGUGCUGCCUCCCGCCAGACGCCAGCGUCUACGUCAACAUGCCCACCAACUUCUCCGUGUUGAACUGCCAGCAAGCGACACAGAUCAUGCCCCACCAGGGUCAGUUUCUGCAUCCUCAAUAUAUAGGUUAUGCCCACCCUGUCUCACCCACCCCGGCCUUCCUGGACCCUACGCAGGGCGCCUACAGGCCACUGCAGUCUCCAUAUCCUCAGCCCACGAGUGUGACGAGUGUAACAAGUGUAACAAGUGUAAGCGGAGAGCCAAAGCAUCCGUCUGUGACUAUAUGAGAGGCUUUUUGUAUGUCUUUGUCACACAAUGGAGAAACAAGAAGGAAAGUCACGAGGACCCUGAAUUCCCGGGUCAGUUCAGGGCCAGGCACAGCAUUAUGUGUGUGUUAUGUGUGCUGCAGACAGUGUGUGUGCUGUGUUUGAGUUGAGAAGACAGCCAUCCACUCUGCAUGCUCCAAAGAUUAGCACACUUUAUGGAGAAAGUGGACCCUGUGUAAAUGUGGUCUCCUUAGGUGCCUGUCCCAUUAUUUCAUAAAAUGCUCUCUCCAGGCAUCUUCAUUAAGGUGGUACAACAAUGUCCAUCUUAGUUACGGUCUCUUGUAGAACAAAACCCACUUAUUGCACGAUGACUGAAGCCACUACUCCAUCAGUGGCUACUCCCCACCUAAAAGUGUCUACAACCUUUGCCUUCAUUUUGAAUGAUCUUAAAAGUUUUGUUUUUUUUAAACAACAAAAAUUUCUUCAGAGAAAACCUGAAUAAUCCUAAUAUAAUGUAUUAUUUUUUUCGGUUUGAGAAUUUAAAUAAAAAGAAAUACCAAUCUCA